This is a messenger RNA of Monoraphidium neglectum, 960 nucleotides long. RefSeq lists its product as hypothetical. The record is from RefSeq and is a predicted model, not a curated record. Lineage: Eukaryota; Viridiplantae; Chlorophyta; Chlorophyceae; Sphaeropleales; Selenastraceae. The transcript is spliced from 6 exons. The coding region runs from base 1 to 960 and encodes 319 amino acids.
AUGCUCCUGCGCCAGGCACCCUCAGUAGCUUGCGGUAGCUCCCGGGCGGCUCGGCACCAAUGGUCGCGCACGCCGGCGCUCGCCGUGCACGCAGCCAAGAAAGGCGGUAGCGGCGGUAAGGAGAAGAAGGGCGGCCAAAAAAAGGGCGGCGGCGCGCUGGCUGGACUUUUAAAGAAAAAGGCCGAGGGACAGGGGGCCGCAUUGGAGGAGCUCGCCACCCCCGCACAGUACGCUGACCCCGAGAUCAACCUGCUGCUGCUGUCCAUCUGCCAAAGCUACUGGAAGGCCUACAAAGAGUACCUCAUAACCGUCGACCUUCAGCACCUAGCAGAAGCGAUUUACAAGGCACCCUUUGUCUGCCUGGCCCACAACAGCUUCGAGGACGGCGUGGACGACCCCACCUUCGUGUACGCGAAUCGCGCCGCGCUGCGGCUGUUUGACGCGACAUGGGACGAGCUGGUGGGGGCGCCCUCGCGCAUCAGCGGCGACGAGUCGGUGCAGGAGGAGCGCAAUACUCUGCUGCAGCAGGCCGCGGCCACCGGCGCCGUGGAGAACUGCGAGGGGUGGCGGCGCUCGCUCAAGGGGCGCCGGUUCAAGAUCAAGGGGGGGCGGCUGUUCAACGUCUCCGAGAUCACUGGGGACCUGUAUGGUCAGGCCGUGGUCUUCUCGCAGUACGAGGAGGAGGAUGGGUCACUGGUGACCGUCCAGGGUGACGCGCCGCCAGCUGUCGAGCUGCCGCCCACUGAAGAGGACCUGGCGGCUGCGGAGGCGGCGGUGACAGAGCAGGGCGCGGCGGUGCGGGCGCUGAAAGAAGAGCGGGGGCUGACAAACCAGGACCCCGAGGUGGUCGCAGCCGUGGCGGAGCUCAAGGCGCGGAAGGAGGCGCAGGCGGCGCUGCAGCGGCGGUGGGAGGACAUGGUGGGCAGCACCAUAGAGAGCCUCGAGGAGGACGACGAGUGA